This is a messenger RNA of Gigantopelta aegis, 2476 nucleotides long. RefSeq lists its product as uncharacterized. The coding region runs from base 2 to 403 and encodes 133 amino acids. The record is from RefSeq and is a predicted model, not a curated record. The transcript has a single exon. NCBI's taxonomy places the organism in Eukaryota, Metazoa, Mollusca, Gastropoda, Neomphalida, Peltospiridae.
CAUGGACUCGACACCAAAUGUUCCUCGUGCCCAAGAGUUCAAUGACUACAUGAUUGUCAACUGGAUUGAUUAUGAUGCUCGCUUCCCCCUGCCGCUCUGGAACCACCAUGAUACCAAUGGGCCACGCACCAACAACAAUCUGGAAGGAUUCCACAACCGUCUCAACAAAGCAAUGCCCCACUACCACCCGAACAUCUAUCGUUUUGUGGACAUUAUUAAGAAGAUCGAGUUUGCAGACAGAGCCAAGAUUUCCCAGAUUGAUUUCGGCGCCGUUCCAUCCCGCAAGUGUGUGUACAGAGAGAUGAAAAACAGACUAGUUAGACUCAAGGAUCAAUUGCAGCAGAGAGUCAAGACGCCACUUCAGUUCUUAGAUGCUGUCGGCUUUCUACUGAAACUUGCUUAAGUGAUCAAGAGAAAAUAAGUGUAACUGCAUAAAUGUGCUUUGUUCUCUGGAUACAAUAUUGACAUUUUCAUUUUUUUUAUCAACAUAGUGCAAUUAUCAACUUGACAUUUUCAUUUUCAUGUGUGCUGGAUGCAAUUGUGCUUUGUUCUCUGGAUACAAUAUUGACAUUUUCAUUUUUUUUACCAAUAAAAUGAAUAAAUAAUUAUAAGCCUUUCUUUCAUUAGUCAUACAAUAUACAACAAUGUGGGAUCAUACCAUUUUUAUCUGGGUAACGGGCAGAUGAUUAAGUGUGCACCAAACCUUGACCUGUGUAGUAUGGGUAUGACUAAUGGGGGGAUACCGUUCCAGUUACUGUUAAUAUUGUCUGGCCAUAAAAACUACAUUUGUUCAUUGUGGUCCUUGGGGAAAACAUUAGGCAUUAAUUCUGUUGUAUUAUAACUACAUGUAAAAGUUACGUGCUGAAUAUAAAGAUUAUGGUUUACAAAUAUAACAAUACUUGCAUGUAUAUAGAUUAUGUCUGGUAUAACCAUGUACUUUUGACUUCCAUAAUGGUGUAUGUAGAUCAUAUAAACAUGACAUUUACCUUGGUGGUACAAUUUGAUAUAGUGACUAGAUGAUUUCGCACUAAAAAUAGACAGAUAAUUUUUGAAACAUACACUAAAAGUCACCAGUAUCUAUCAUUCAAUACCCCAUGAAAAACAAAUGAAUCUAAAACACCAAUAUCUUAGGUUUAUUACAUUUUUACAUGAUUUUGUAUACAUAUCUAUGUAUAUACAAUAUAGGACUCAACAAAAUUCCCUGAUAUUUUCCCAGAUUCCAUUACACCCAAAUCAAAAUCCCUGUUGUGAUCUAGAUUACCGUACUAAUGUGGACUGCACAUGUUUCUAAUUAAUAAUAAAUUAAAUAGGCAAAGAAGUUUUGAUCGGAUUGGUACACCUUCAAAGAUGUCUAUUAUAUAAGCCAGCCUUUUCCGAUUUGUAUAGCAAAUUGCAGUUGUCAAAAGUUGAAUUAGUGAAAAUUAAUGUGAAGACUGACUUGAAAGGGAUAAAGUGGUUUUAGUGUUACUGUGUAUGGAUUUCAGAGGAAGUUUGUGAUUGUAUGAUAUUAUUCUCGGAAAGGACAGGCUGCAGAAUUGUGCACGAAGGCGUAUGUGUUUUCGCGUGUGUUGUCCGUUUGGUAUUUUUGUCAAAUGUGACAGAGUGCUCUUAUGUCUCUCUUUUGAUUUGUUGAGCAUUCUCUCCUAUAACUUCUAAUAGAAGCUUCAUUUUUGUGGCCUGUCAUAUACAUUAUGUGUCUCAGUUCAAAACCAGUCGUUUAAAGCCUGAAUUGUCACCGUCGCUCACAGUGCAGACGAACUUGGGAUAAAAAUAGAAACGAUGGAAUCCUCAGGGAUUCCCUUGUUUACAGAAAAAGUGCAGUUUUCAUGUUCAUGGAAGAAUGAACGUUAGUUUUUGAGAUCACGUGAUAGCAUUUUAACCAAUCAAGACAUCUAUUACAAAACAGUAAUUAUAAAAUGGACUUAUUAUGUAAUAAAACAAUUAUUGACCACAUUUUGGGCAAUAUCAUGUUUAUGGACCAAAGAACCUGAUAUUGAACUCGGCUGUUGGCCUCGGUCAAUAUAAAUUUCUUCGGUCAAUAAAACAUGAUAUUGCCCUCAAUGAGGGUCAAUAAUUGAUAAGUAAAUUCCAUAGUAUGAAAACAGGUGUUCUCUGUGGGAAGGACUAUAGCUAUAACUACAUGUACCUAUAUUAAAAACUGUUGCCGUGACAGUGUUUAUGAAAACAAAAACAAAAAAACAUUAAAAUAUAUAUAUAUUUUAGUAAUAAAAAAGUGUUACGUAACACAGUUCAGUACACCACCCACCCCCUGUAACGCUACACAACGUUUAGACACCCACUCCAUCGAGUGUUACAUAAUAUUUGAAUGGCCCUAAGGUUGUCACACAACAUAUUUUAAUAUCUUAAUAAUGCAGUAUAAAUAUUAUUUAGUAAAAUAAUAUUAUGAGUUUGUUUACAUUGUAUUUAUACAAUUCUUUGGGGGGAGGGAGGCGGGAUGUAGCUCAGUGGUACAGAG